AUGGAUCCUCACGAUGCGCAAGAAUAUGUCACCACUAUAGCGAGUACAGCGGCCGAACAGUUCCAGAAGAUCCCCGGGUCGGCCAUCUUCCUCCGUUAUGUGCAAUCGAGUUACCAGAACGACCCUAUCCGGUCCGCGGUGGAACUUUUUCUAGUUUUGUUUGCGAUCCGGUAUCUACUGGCGCCUAAAUACUCGACGAAGCAAAACUACGUGAAAUUGUCUGAGGAGGAGAUUGAUGAUCUGGUGGACGAAUGGACUCCGGAACCGCUGGUCGCAAAGACCACAGCGUUUGAAGAAGCAGAAUUAGAAAAGCGGCCUGUCAUUGUAGGACCGAGUGGCCCUCGCUCCAAACUUGCCAACGGCCGAACCGUCAUGAACCUCGCCUCGUACAAUUUUUACAACUUCAUCUCCAACGAGACACUGAAAGAGCGGGCCAUCCAGACACUGCGGACAUAUGGAGUCGGCCCCUGUGGCCCGCCGGGGUUUUACGGCACGCAGGACGUGCACAUGAAGAUUGAGGCGGACAUUGCAGCUUUCCUGGGCACCACUGCCUGCAUCAUAUACGCGCAGGCAUUCUCGACCAUCUCGUCGGUGAUCCCGGCGUUUUCGAAGCGAGGCGAUAUCAUCGUGGCGGACAAAGCCGUCAAUUAUGCGAUCCGAAAGGGCAUUCAGAUCUCGAGGAGUGCGGUGCGCUGGUACGAGCAUAACGACAUGGAAGAUCUGCAGAGGGUGCUCGCCCGAGUGACCAAAGAGCAGGCCAAGAAGCCGCUUACGAGGCGGUUUAUUAUUACCGAGGGGUUAUUUGAGAACACGGGCGACAUGGUCGAUCUACCUAAGAUUAUCGAGCUCAAGCUCAAGUACAAGUUCCGCCUGAUUCUGGAUGAGACGUGGUCAUUCGGCGUGCUAGGACGAACGGGACGCGGCGUCACCGAACACCAGCACGUCGAUGCGGCCGAGGUGGACAUGAUUGUCGGGGCCAUGGCCGGACCUCUCGCCGCCGCUGGGGGCUUCUGUGCUGGCUCAGACGAAGUGGUGGAACAUCAGCGCCUCUCAGCGGCAUCCUACACCUUCUCUGCCGCACUGCCCGCCAUCUCGGCCGUGACGGCCAGCGAGACGCUCAUGAUGUUGCAGACGCAGCCGGAUCUGUUCAUCCAGCUGAAGGAGAACAUCAAGGCCAUGUGGCAACAGAUCGACCCGCGGAGCGACUGGGUGUCCUGCACGAGCGCCCCCGAGAAUCCGAUCAUGCUGCUUGUGCUGAAACCCGAAGUUAUCUCGUCAAGGAGGCUGAGCAUCGAGGACCAGCAACAGUUGUUGCAGGACGUCGUGGACGAGUGUCUGUCGCAAAACGUCCUGGUCACACGGGUCAAGACGCUCCCCGCGGGCCCCUCGGGCGCCAAAACGGACAUCUACACGCCCUCGCCGGCCCUGAAAGUGUGUCUUACGAUCGGCCUUACGAAGAAAGAGAUUGAGAAGGCGGGCGUGACUAUCCGGCACGCCAUCACGAAGAUCAUGACGAGAAAGCGGUGA
Molecule: messenger RNA, 1527 nt
Organism: Cladophialophora yegresii CBS 114405
Lineage: Eukaryota; Fungi; Ascomycota; Eurotiomycetes; Chaetothyriales; Herpotrichiellaceae
Product: serine palmitoyltransferase
Exons: 5
Coding region: 1-1527 (508 amino acids)
Biological process (GO): sphingosine biosynthetic process; ceramide biosynthetic process
Cellular component (GO): endoplasmic reticulum
Molecular function (GO): pyridoxal phosphate binding; serine C-palmitoyltransferase activity
Source: RefSeq, a predicted model, not a curated record